Messenger RNA from Dendrobium catenatum, 1566 nucleotides. Its product is annotated as probable E3 ubiquitin-protein ligase LUL4. The coding region runs from base 241 to 1389 and encodes 382 amino acids. The record is from RefSeq and is a predicted model, not a curated record. NCBI's taxonomy places the organism in Eukaryota, Viridiplantae, Streptophyta, Magnoliopsida, Asparagales, Orchidaceae. Gene Ontology annotation, biological process: protein ubiquitination. The transcript is spliced from 3 exons. Gene Ontology annotation, molecular function: ubiquitin protein ligase activity.
AAACUUUGGUCAAUGUCUACCCAUUUUUAUCGCGUUUCCAGUUUAUAACAACGAGCGUUCAUACUGACGGAAACUGAGCGCGCCGUCGACCAAGCAGUCGUCUUCUUCGGCUCAACAUAUCUUUCCUCUCCGUCUUUUCCGGAAAAGAAUCUCUUUUUCAGAUAAGUUCAGCUUCUUCAUUCCGUCAAGGGAGGCAAGGAAACCUAAUAGGCAUCGGAGGGGAAAUCUGUCGAACCUUCCAUGGGCCAAUCCUCUAGCCGCAGCAGGAGGCGCGACGACUACCGUCAAACAUAUCCUCAACAUGCCCCACUUCCUCCUCCUCCUGUACAGCCACCAUUAAAUCCUCCUUAUAAUCCUUCCUCUCGACCUAACUUCAGCGCCCCUAAUUACAAUCCCCCUCCAGCGCCUGCAGGUCCGUACUACUACGCUUACCAACCGCAGCCAAGCAGCAGCUACAAUGGACUGAUGAGAUUUUUUGAGUCCUGGGUAAAUAACAGCUUCCCGUCUUAUUACCGUCCAAAUCAGGGGAAUGGGUGGUUGAAUUCUGCUGGCCCACCGCCUCCGGCCGCCAUGCCGCCCUAUACAUCUUUCUCAGCGGCAUCAUCUUCAUCGAUAGUGGUUGCGCCACCCCCUUAUGUUGAGCACCAAAACGCUAAGACGAUAAAAAAUGAUGUUAAUUUGCAUAAAGACAUGAUUCGAUUAGAAGCGGAUGUGCUGAACCCGGAGGAGUACCUGGUCUCUUUUGUCUAUGACGCCGUCGUGGAUGGGAGCGUAACUAUAUACUAUUUUGCUAAAGAAGGAGCCAACUGUAGCUUUUCAUCAAUUGAAGAAGAUAUAUAUAAGCCCAGGAGUUAUCCUUUUGAGAAAGGAACAGCGAGAAAGUUUUGUCAACCAUCAGGGCAUGGCAUUGACUUAGGCUUCUUUGAUUUAGAAAGUCUUUCAAAGCCAGCAAACGGAGAAGUCUUCCCGCUUGUUAUUUAUGCCAAAGCAUGCGGACCAACUCUAAUAGAUGGCCAGUCUGUUCAGUCUGCUGCAACUCACUUGCAGAUUACAUUAGCCAUCAUUGAGAAGAAUAAUACAGGGGCGUUUGAAGUUAAAGUAGUAAAGCAAAUCUUAUGGUUUGAUGGUGAACGCUACGAGCUGCAAGAAAUAUUUGGCCUGGCAGAUUCAAGUGAACCAGUAGAUGAUGCGGAUGAUGAUAUUGGUAAGGAGUGUGUAAUCUGCUUGACAGAAACAAGGAACACUGCUGUUUUUCCCUGCAGGCAUUUGUGUAUGUGUAGUGAUUGUGCAAAAUCAUUGCGGGUCCAAUCAAAUAAGUGCCCCAUAUGUCGCCAACCUGUGGAGAAACUAAUGGAAAUUAAUGUAAAUUUGACCAGCUCUGAUAAGUGAGACAAAUUCUGUUUAGUCUUCCUGAAGUUGGGCACACUGAGCUAUUGAAAAAAACUAUGUAGAUAUUAAAGAUACGUAUGACUUUCAUAAUGUUUACCUCAAAUUUCCAUUUGCUGUAUGUGUGAAUAUUCAAAAAAUGUUGAACAGUGUGCAUAAAUAUGACGCUUCUCUUGAGUA